CAUAAACGCAGUGAAAUAGUUCAUGUCUUCCCACCUCUCCCCUUCUUUUUCUCUCUCUGUGUAAUGAAAAUGGUAACGUGCAUAUUUUUUCAAACACUUUUUCAGUCUCCCCAGUUGCCACUUCUGAGAAAAUGCGGAAUGUUCUGAAGAUAGAAAAAAGAUGUGUUAUUUUAUUUUAUUGUCUACAACUCCGCCUUCUUUUGCAUAAGGGGCGGGGCGUGGGGAAGGGGCUUGAGCCGGAGCAGUGAGGCAGCUCGGGGGAACUAGACCUGGGUAGCCUUGCUCCACCGAACUAGAGGAACGCUGCUAGGUCUGGCUUGCGAUUCCUCCGGGCUUCUGGGUGAAGCUAGCCACCGCGCGCGGCCAGGAGCGACGAUGGAGAGACUGGUGUUCAGGAGCUUCUUCUGCCAUCUCUCUACCUUCCAACUGAUUUGGUUCAUGGCAGCAGGGAUGCUGUGCAGGGCACAAGUGGUGACCCAAGAUGUAAGAGAGCGGCUGAACACACCUGCUUCUUUAAGAUGCUCUCUGCAAAAUCCCCAGGAAGUUUUGAUUGUGACAUGGCAAAAAAUCAAGGCUGUGAGCCCAGAAAACAUGAUCACCUUCAGCAAGAACCAUGGGGUUGUAGUUCAGCCUGCUUAUAAGGACAAGAUAAACAUCACCCAGCUGGGACUCAUGAACUCAACCAUUACCUUCUGGAAUACCACCUUGGAGGAUGAGGGUUGUUACAAGUGCCUCUUCAAUACCUUUGGUGCCGGGAAGAUCUCAGGAAUAGCCUGCCUCACCCUCUCUGUACAGCCCACAGUAUCCCUUCACUAUAAAUUAUCUGAAGACCAACUAAAUAUCACUUGCUCUGCCAAUGCUCGCCCAGCCCCUAUGAUCUCCUGGAAGAUAUCUGGGUCAGGGAUUGAGAACAGUACUGAGAUUCUCGUACACCCCAAUGGGACAACGUCUGUCACCAGCAUCCUCCAGAUCAAAGACCCCAAGAGUCAGGUGGGGAAGGAGGUGAUCUGCCAGGUGCUGCACCUGGGGACUGUGACUGACUACAGGGAAACUGUGAACAAAGGUAAGAGAGGGUGGGCAAAGCUUGCUGUGGUCACAUUUGUGGACACACACCUGGAAGGUGGUGAAAGAGCCUCUCAGCGGCCUGUUAGCAAAGGAGCUGAUAAGGACGAGAAUGAGGUAAGUAGGGGAAGAAAAACAGAGCUGAGGAAGCCAAUAAAGUCAGUUUUACUUUGGCAAAUGUACACUGCCCACAUACCACAUGCUUUUGCUGAGAUCCACCCAUUGACUUAUUCUUCCUUGCUACUAACUGAGCAUUUGUUAUGCCAGAAAUUCAACAGUGAGGACUCAGUCCCUACACACGGGGAGCUUCUGGUCUACCCAGGAAUGCAGAAGGGGCUGGGCAGUGGUAAAACUGCAUGUUAAUGCUUCAGUAAGAAAGCUGUGAUUGGCCAGAAGGGACCUACUGUAUAGCACAGAGAAUUCUACCCAGUAUUCUGUGAUAAUCUAUGUGGGAAACGAAUCUGAGAGAGGAUGGAUAUGUGUUUACGUAUGAUGGGGUCACUUUAUUAUGCAGCAGAAAUUUUCACAACCUUGUAAAUGAACAUUAUCUCAAUGAUUUUUUUUUUUUUUUUUUUUUUUUGCUUUUUAGGGCCGCAAAAAGCAAAUGGAGGUUCCCAGGCUAGGGGUCUAACUGGAGCUACAGCUGCCAGCCUGUGCCACAGCCAUAGCAAAGCCAGAUCCGAGCCACGUCUGAAACCUACACCAUAGCUCAUGGCAACGCCAGAUCCUUAGCCCACUGAGCAAAACCAGGGAUCGAACCCGCAACCUCAUGGUUCCUAGUCUGAUUCAUUUCUGCUGCACCAUGACAGGAACUCACAAUAAAAAUUUUUAAAAAGACUUUUUAAAAAAGAAAGAAGACUGUGGUAGGUGUUGCCACUGUGGCACAGAGGGUUAAGGAUCCAGCACUGUCUCUGCUGAGGUUCUGGUCAUUGCUGGGGCCUGGGGUGGAUCUUCAGUUGGGAACUUCCAUAUAGUGCAGGUGCAGAAGAGAAAGAAAGAAAGAAAGAAAGAAAGAGAGAGAGAGAGAGAGAGAGAGAAAGAAAGAAAGAAAGAGAGGAAGAGAGAAAGUAAGAAAGCAAGAAAGUGAAAGAAAGAAAAGAAAGAAAGAAAGAAAGAAAGAGAAAAAGAAAGAGAAAGAAAAGAAGGAAAGAAAGGGGGAGGAAGGGAGGAAAGAGGGAGGGAGGAAGGCAGGAAGCUGUGGUAGAACUGAGGUUGUGGAGAAGAGGCAUCUGCUCAACCUGGUGAGACUGAGAUGUUUUCCUGCAAGAAGCCACAUCUAUGAUGAAACCUUUGCAUAGUCUACACUGUGGGAAAGGGGCUGAUCUGAGGUGUUUUUCUCACCUCCUUUGAAAACAAACUGUAUUCUGUUCAAGACCCCUUUUACUCUCUUGCGUUUCUAUCUAAACUACUACCUCUGGGCCUCAUCAAUACAAGAGGUAAAAAUUAUGGAAGAGAAUAAAGGGAGCCAAGAUUUUAGGGACGAGACAUUUCAAUGAUCACAGCCACAGCUGAUUUUCUCUAGGUAGUUUUGAAACACUAACUCUGGAUAAGCCUCAUAAAAAAGAUACUGCUGGUUUUUUCUGCGGACAUUGUGAACAUUAUAACUUGGAAAAGCUUAUGUCUUGAUGGUACGGUGGCCUCCAAAGACAUCUCCUGUAGUCAUUUCUGGGGCCCUUGAAAAAGUAGACAAUCAAAAUUUUAAAAAAUUCAACAUUUAGGUAAACUUGGUCAAGAGGUUUGUGGUGUUGAAUUUGGACAUCAUAUUCAGCCAGAGUGAAAGGUAAAUUUGCUGAAAAACAAGAACCUGAAGGGAAUGUGUCUUCCAAGAAUGCCAAAAUUGGAGAUCCAUCCUGGCUCAGCGGUUAACGAACCCAACUAGCAUCUAUGAGGGUUCUAUCUCUGACCUCGCUCAGUGGGCUAAGGAUCCAGCAUUGCUGUGAGCUGUGGUGUAGGUCACAGACGCUCAUCGGAUCCAGGGUUGCUGUGACUCUGGUGUAGGCCGGCAGCUAUAGCUCUGAUUCAACCCCUAGCCUGGGAACCUCCGUAUCCCUUGGGUGUGGCCCUAAAACGACAAAAAAAAAAAAAAAAAAGCCAAAAUUGACUUAUUUGUAAUGUUUAUACAUCAUUUAUAUAAUGUUUGUCCAGUGUGCAAACAUAUAUGAAGGCUCUUCCAUGCUGAGAGCUUUAUGUCUAGCACUAGAACUACUGAAGUUAGAGAAAUCUGAAGGUGCUCAGUUAAACUGUGACUUGACAGAUCCCACUAUAAAGGAAUGGAGAAGAUUCUGGAGAUGCCAAAAUUGGGGCAUGCCCUUCUGCCUUUGUAUCACACAGGGACACUAAGGAGCUGAUGUUCUGGUUAAAUUGCGUUUAUUGACUAUCAGAAAGAGGUUUAAUAACAAAGACAGAGAUUAGAAGGAAUAUGGUGAUAACACUGAGAUGAGUUAUUCCUGGGGGUUGGAAUCAUGAGAUUCAUUAGAUUUUUUUCCUUUCUAUUUCUCUGUAUUUUCCAAAAAUUCCUCAAUAAACAUAUUACUUUAAUGGACAGUGUGGCAAAGAAUAUGUACUUUGUAGGCAAACAGACCUCUGACCAAGCCUUGUUCUAUCAUUUACUACCCUGAUUUUUGGGCUUAUUUAACUUCCCUAAGCCUCAGGUUUGUUUUCUUUAAAAAAAAAA
Molecule: messenger RNA, 3736 nt
Organism: Sus scrofa (pig)
Lineage: Eukaryota; Metazoa; Chordata; Mammalia; Artiodactyla; Suidae
Source: RefSeq, a predicted model, not a curated record